Molecule: messenger RNA, 1726 nt
Organism: Zerene cesonia (dogface butterfly)
Lineage: Eukaryota; Metazoa; Arthropoda; Insecta; Lepidoptera; Pieridae
Product: aromatic-L-amino-acid decarboxylase-like
Exons: 2
Biological process (GO): catecholamine metabolic process; serotonin biosynthetic process; amino acid metabolic process
Molecular function (GO): pyridoxal phosphate binding; aromatic-L-amino-acid decarboxylase activity
Source: RefSeq, a predicted model, not a curated record
UUACCACUGUACCAAGGAGGCGUCUUUUUGAGGCGAAUUUUUGGAAAACAUAAACAAAUUUUAUUAUUUAUUUUAGAACAAGCUCAUUCUUCCGUGGAGCGUGCAGGUCUACUUGGGGGAGUAAAACUGCGUACUUUAUCGCCAGACAGCAAAAGGAGUUUGAGAGGAGAUACCUUGCGUGCAGCGAUAACAGAAGAUAGAGAAAAAGGCCUAAUUCCAUUCUAUGUGGUAGCUACACUAGGCACGACAUCGUCAUGUGCCUUCGAUAAUCUCGAUGAAAUCGGUGACGUGUGUCAAGAUCUUGGUGUUUGGCUACACGUUGAUGCUGCAUAUGCUGGAUCAGCAUUCAUAUGUCCUGAAUAUAGAUAUUUAAUGAAGGGAAUCGAAAAAGCUGAUUCGUUCAAUUUCAAUCCUCACAAGUGGAUGUUUGUUAACUUUGAUUGUUCAGCCAUGUGGCUGAAACAGCCGCGCUGGAUCGUAGAUGCUUUCAAUGUAGAUCCUCUCUAUUUAAAACACGAUCAGCAAGGCUCAGCGCCCGAUUAUCGUCACUGGCAAAUUCCUCUCGGACGUCGUUUUAGAUCCCUCAAGCUCUGGUUUGUGUUGCGACUUUACGGAAUCGAAAAUCUACAAAAAUUAAUUCGCAAACAUAUUGCAUUGGCGCAUUACUUUGAGGAACUUUGCAUAGCCGAUGAGCGAUUCGAAGUCGUUGAAGAAGUUAUCAUGGGUCUCGUUUGUUUUAGACUUAAAGGUGAUAAUGAAAUUAAUGAAACUCUUUUGCGGCGUAUUAAUGGCCGCGGAAAGAUUCACAUGGUGCCAUCUAAAAUUGAUGAUUGUUAUUUUUUGAGGCUUGCUAUAUGUUCGCGCUUUAUUGAGGAGAGCGACGUUCGUGAGUCUUGGGAAGAGAUCCAAGCCGCAGCUAACGAAGUUUUGCAAUAAAUAAAAAAAAUUAUCAAUGUAUUAAUACCUAAGGUAUAUAUGUACUCCGGUACUUACAUAUAUUUGAUCAUAAGUAUAAAAUAUUUAGAAAAUUUUACCCGGCUAUAAACGUGAGUGUGGUCUAUCAAAUAUGUACCUAAUCUGUUAACAAUUUUUUAUGAUUGAUUUUGCUGUUUUAAAUUUUACUUACGUUUUUAUAAUAAACUUUACCGAUCAUAGCUAUUACUUUACAGUUUUAUUAAUUAUGUUCUUUAACAUAAGUGUUUAAAAAAGUUAACUUAAAUUUGAACAUUUAUUAUGAACAAUGCUAACAUUACAUUAAGUAGGAACAUACUUUAUAAUCAAGAUCCCUUAAUAUUUAAAGUUCCUUUGUGUUAACAAAUUUUUUGUAAAGUUAACGUAAUACAUAAAUAAAAUUCAUUAAAUUUAUUGUUAAUAAAAAUAAAUAAGUUAUUUGCAUACGUAGAUACAUUUUUCCCUAUUAAUGUUGUUAAUAUGACUUGUAGUCUGUAGCCUUAUCAUAUGCAAAUAUUACUUACGUUAGGACUGUUGACGUUUAGAAAAUAUAUUAGAGCCGUUCGAAAACUUUAUUAUCUAUAUUACCCAAUAUUAGUACAAAAUAAGGAUACGCUAUUUGUGUAGGCAUUUAAGACGUUGCAUACUCAGACGAAAAGAGCAACACGUUUAGUCUGAGAUUGCAUAUUAUCAUAGAUAUUAGUAGUGAUGUUCAAUAAUGUAGAACAAUUUAUGUGUUCAAAUUCAAGAUGUGAAAUAAAUGUUGAAAAAGGAA